GAAUACAGAGAGCGCACAAUUUCGAAUUCCAUCUCAUUUGUAAAAAAAAAAAAAAAAAAAAACUUGGUGGCCGCCGCUCCUAUUCCGAUUUUGACGAGUCGGAGCGAUGAGUUUAGUUGCCGAGGAACGAGAGUUCGCUUGCUUUAACGGAGAGUCCGCCAUGGAAGUAGACGAUACAGAAGAAGGAGAAGAAGAUCCGUUCCUUGCGUUCGUCGAGUACGCGAGGUCUGUCCUUUCGCCUGACGACGAAGACGGAGGCGGCGACGGCGGUAGAGAUCUUGAUAGUGAAGCGGAGGUGAGCCGGCCUGGUUGGAGCUGGAUCGCCGCUCGGAUUCUCAAGACUUGUAUCGCUUACUCCAGUGGAGUGACUGCCGGUAUUCUACUGUCGGAGCUCUCUCAGGCUUGGAGCGAGCAACACAGAUUCGGAGCGCCGAAGAAAAGGCCGGAAAUCGUGAAUCAACUGAAGAAGAAACACAGGAGAUCCAAGCUUCCGAACACUGUUACUAUCGAUUCAGUGCACGAGAAGAAUUUUAUCACACUCAGUAGUGUUCUCGAAGCUGUCAUUGUAGAUAUCUUCGUCCUCCCUGGUACGAAUAUCUACAUGCUUACCUUGGGAGAUUUCUGGAGCUCCAACACCAUCGAUCUAUUUAUGCAUAGAAGAUACUAUGACUUGGUGGACCCUAGUAAUGAGAUCUUAAAGAAAGGGAGGGAGAUUUUCCUCACUGGAUGCUAUCUUCGGACAGCUAGAGAAGGAUCUGGUUAUCCUAGACUGCUUCCAACUGAAUACCUUGUGAUAAUAUUAGAUGAUGAUCAGGAUGACGACGCAAUGCUAAUAGCAGCCCGGUUUUGUUCUGAUUCUUUCUCUUCAGUUUCUCUCCAACAGGCUCAAAAUGGCAUUUCUUAUUCUCUAUAUGCAAGGAUUGAAUCUAUUGGACCACUGGAAGCGAAAGGGUCAUUUUGCAAUGUGCAAAGAAAGCAAGUGACUCUAGUCGACAACGAGGACAAGAGGCUCAAGUUUCUCCUGUGGGGUGAGCAGGUCCUUCUGGCCAAUCUUCUGAGUGUUGGAAGCAUGAUUGCCCUUGAUCAGCCUUUCAUCACAAGCUCCAAUGACAUCGCAGUGGAGACUGAUAGUGAGAUAUGUCUGGAGUAUGGAAGUGCCACUCAACUCUAUCUGGUGCCUUUCGUUCAGCAUGAAGAGCAAGUCUAUAUAUCAUCUUCCUCUUCACAAAUCCGACAUCAAGGAUCAAGACUUUCCUUGACUGCCUUAACUCCCACUCCCAGAGUUUCACAAGUGUCUUUACCAUGUGAUUCUCUUGGCUCAAUUGACUUCAGUAGUUAUCCCUUCCGAUCAUUCAUAACCGACCUCACCGAUAAAAUGACUGGGUUCAGCCUCUACGGCAUCGUGACAGACAUUCAUUGUGAAAGAAGCGCCACAAAAGUAAUCUUCUAUCUGGGAAUCGAAGAUACAAGUGGGUCAAUUUUGGCGAAGCUACACUUCGUUUCAUCUUGGUCGCUUGGAAGGUUGAGUCCCGGCCACUCUGUCUUCAUUUCUGGAUUGUCCAGCAACACAAGCAAGAAAAACCGCCUAGAAGUGUCAUGGUUUGAGAAUCAACCCGGCUCUUCCUUUAUAAACCUGAGUUGUCUCCCAGCCUUACUGAACUCCUCCUGCCUUCAUAAGUUAUCUCGCCUCUCCGAUCUUUCCACGGAGGCUAGCUGCACUUAUAUAUGUAGGGUGCGGCUUGAUCAGGUUAGCCAAUGCCACGUCAACACAGAUUUCGCGCACUCUUCCUGUGGCCGUCCGGCCAAACUCACGCCUUCCGGCAACCUGGAAUGCAGCUUCUGCCAGUGCAGUUGUGAUUCGGAGGUGGUGCGAACCUUGUUCCUGAAGAUUCCUGUUGCUGAUGAAACAGCCAAGAUAUUUGGGUGGUGCAGCGGCCCGACCGCGGCUGAGAUGCUUCAAAUAUCCGCUGACGAGUUCUUUGAGCUCCCCGAGGACGAGCAAUUUAUGUAUCCGUCAUCUUUAGAAAACGAAUGCUUUGUAGUAGCGCUGGUGAAUUCCAAGCGGCCAGGCUAUGGGCGGGGCCAUUGCAUCGAUCUGGAGGAUAAUGCAGUUUCGUGGGAGAUCACCCGAGCCCAGAAUGUGAACAAUGCAGGAUAAAGCGGUAAAAUAAGAUAUAACGGUUGCCAGGCGGAUGAGAAAAUUGGUAGUACUAUUGUGAAGUAAUGAUUCUAAUUCUGUUUCUUUUCUGCACCUGAAGGUCAAAGGAAAUAGGAAGGUGAUGUAGAUUUUUCAGUAACUGAAGGCAUCAUUUGCCGAGUGAACCAGCUGGGUUCAUAGGUAUCCGUUGCCUGUAGUUGGCCCAGAAAUCUGGUGAGAACGUUGGGGCAAGAAAAGAUAGAGAAGAAUGGAGAAAUUCUUCGGUGGGACGGGCUCACAGGUGGAGAAGAAUGUGCUCGUUUCUCCCGUUUCCCGUUUUCCGCCUUCGGGCUCGUUUAGGAUCCGUCUUCUAUGUAGAUUCAAUCCUUUUUUAAUUCAUUUUAUAGUUUUCACUUGCCUUUUAAAACUGACUCAACUUUGUUUUAAUAAACCACUUGAUUUUAAUGAAGUGUUUAACUUUUC
Linum trigynum is the source of this 2620-nucleotide messenger RNA. Lineage: Eukaryota; Viridiplantae; Streptophyta; Magnoliopsida; Malpighiales; Linaceae. The record is from the annotation of a GenBank genome assembly.